Lentinula edodes (shiitake mushroom) is the source of this 330-nucleotide messenger RNA. RefSeq lists its product as uncharacterized. The coding region runs from base 1 to 330 and encodes 109 amino acids. The transcript has a single exon. NCBI's taxonomy places the organism in Eukaryota, Fungi, Basidiomycota, Agaricomycetes, Agaricales, Omphalotaceae. The record is from RefSeq and is a predicted model, not a curated record.
AUGCUUGGAGUAUUCACAAUAAUCGUUCCAUAUUUGGCCGUAUUUACAAAUUGCGCCCCCGAUUCCACUCCCGCCCUCACUCCCGCCCUCACUCCCGCCCUCACUCCCGCCCUCAUUCCCGCCCUCACUCCCGCCCUCACUCCCGCCCUCAUUCCCGCACCUGCUCCGGCCCUUUCUGCCUUCCAAAUUCCUCUCCUCCUUUUCCGCCUUCCAUCUUCCAUUUCCAAGGCUUGCCAGUAUCUUACUUACAUGCUGAUCCCUUUUCUCUUUGUUAUCGCUUCUCUGCAAUGUGUAUUCCCUCUGAUCGUAUCAGGCUACUUGGACUGGUGA